Messenger RNA from Aspergillus japonicus CBS 114.51, 995 nucleotides. RefSeq lists its product as uncharacterized. NCBI's taxonomy places the organism in Eukaryota, Fungi, Ascomycota, Eurotiomycetes, Eurotiales, Aspergillaceae. The transcript has 2 exons. Bases 308 to 913 code for a protein of 201 amino acids. The record is from RefSeq and is a predicted model, not a curated record.
UCCCUCAGGGAUGGAUUCAGUUUCAGUUUCAAUUGCAAAAAUACCUCUCCCUAUAGAGCUAAAUAGCGUAUGUUGGCUAAGCCGAGUAUCCAAAAAUUUCAGGCCAAAACAACCGAACAAAAAAGCUCCAUAGUUAGGCAGCUGUACUGUACAUACACCCCCAUUUAGACUCGUUAGACUCAUUAGACUACUUGACGGUGCAGGAAUGGACACUCCCCUACAGACAAAAGUCAAGGAGAGUAAUUCGCGCAGUUGAUCCGCAUCAAAAAAAAAUCAAAAAGAAAACUCAGUUAUAGAGCACAACAGAAUGAAUAAUUCCCGCAUUCUUCGCGAUGUCCCAUUGGAAAAAUUGAAUUUGGGGGAACAGGGAAAAGGGAAAGAAUCGUUUGACAGCUCAUGCUUUCUCCUAGUAGGUAGUGUUUUUGCGCGCGGGAAAAAAAGCCCCGGCGGCGAACCAACCAACACCUCCAACCCAGAAGAACACCAAAUUUGCAAGCAGUGCUCCGCUGAAUUCAAACCUAUUCUCUUGCAUUUUCCACGUCCAUUUCCAUCUCUCCCCUUGCGUCUCGCUGGGGAAGGUGUAAAUGUCCGGGGAAGAAGAGGAAUGAUGGGCGGGAACAACGGGGGAAAAUCCCUCAUACUACUCCAUGAGUUCUCUACGGAACUUUCGUGGAAAUACGAAGUACUCCGUACAAUGCGAGGUAUCCGAUCAGCCUGCUGGGUUCCUGGCCUGACUCCGUACUCCGUACAGCCAGCCUACAGCCAGCCUACAGCCAGCCCCGUUCUUUGGUCUUGCCGCCUUUCCAAGGGGCGGAACCUCCGACUCAGGGUCUUCUUCAAUCCUUCCCAGAAGUUGGGGAGCCCCCGUUCGGUUACGGCCGGUUUUUCGGGCUUUUUACUGGAUUGUUUCUAACACUUGUGGCGCGUGCCUGGAUUCGAUGGGUAUAUGCCAGCUUACAUAGGAUGUAGGUAUUAACUUAUAAAGUAUGUAGUAC